AUGACCUGGAAUGGAACUCCUGUGUCACUUCGUAGCGUUCCAAAGCAAGUCUCACACCAUUUUUCACGAAACCCUAAGAUUUUGUACAACGUAUUGCAACAAACGAACGCGGAACUUUAUUGGCUAAGCCAACUUCGUCACCCAAACAUUCUUCUUCUUCUUGGUGUAACGUUUCUUAUGCCCCAGUCCAUGGUUCCCAGUCUGGUUGUUGAGAGGGUCUACAGUGGCUGCUUGAAUGAUGUUAUUAAGAAGGAGAAUCUCUUCGAAGAGCCAACGAAAGCCCAGCUGGGAUCAGUUAGCGAAGGGGAAUCAAACUCAUCCUUAAGUUCAAUCAGUCCAAACAAGCAAUGGAUCAGGAGCGAGCCCUCAAAGAAGCUAUCCGACGAUGAGAUAGUCUGCCUUGCGCCCUGGCUGGCCCCAGAGGUCGUGGUGUUCAGCCGCUGCCAGGGCCAAAUCGGAUUGGCCAUGCAGGGCGGUGGUGGUUGCGGUGGUGGUGCAGGUGACUCCGCUUACCAGAGCAUCCUGGGCGGUGACUGCGUCCCCAGUCCCGCCUCUGACACCUUCGGCAUCGCAAGGGUCAUGCAAGAGCUGCUUGACCCACUGUGUGCACCCCGCUUCAACAGCGCGGCUCACUCAACAACGGAGAGUGCAUCAGACACUUCGAGGCAGCAGUCCAUUUUAGCGCGACUGCGUCCUGCACUCAAGAAUGCCCUCCGACGCGAUCCCUCGUCUCGUGGACCGAUCGAAAAUUUACACGAGGUGGUGCUGCAAGCUGGUAGGGUGCUUGAAGAUCAACAAUCUCCAUCGAAGUUUGAUGAUGAUGAUGACCACGGGUCAAGACAUCGGUAUGACAGUGCUGGACUUCGACGAAAUGUGACCACACCUUUGAACUCGCAGCGCUGCCACCUCGCCUCACUUUAUGCACUUCAAAGCCUCGCUUCGCGACUCAAAAAUGACAAUGCGUGUCUCGAGCCACUCUUGAACCGAGAGGAGGGGCGGGGGACGUCCACAAUGGACUGCGUUACUGAGGCUAAAAUUGCCCUCCUAACUUUGCUGAACCUUGUCUGUGUCGCUCACGCGAUUUCGACGGUUCCUCCACGGACCACACCAAUUUGUCGAGCAAGCUCGUUUCAGCUAUCCCAGAAAACCGAAACGGGACCGUGGAAGAAGGAGAUUCGUCGUCUGGUGAAUCGAAAAAGGCGCAAAAGGCAUCGUGCAGGCCCGCGAAAGAGACUCACGUGCAUGGAGAGUUGCCUGCUGAAGCCGCUGACCUUCAGCAGCCCCAUCCCCGCCCCACAGCGACAAUGCACCAGCCUGACGAAGGAGCAGUACAUUGAACUGGUGGCGAUCCCGAGCGGCCCACUGGGGCCUGGGCGAGCAAGGCCAACUGUGCCUUGGAAGCACCCCAGCGCACCCGCACCCACCCCCUCCGCGUCCUCCUCGUCAACUCUCGCGUCCUCGUCCGAGUUGGUCGCUGGCUGGCGGUCGUUAGUCGACGAUACGGGGAACUGGGCGGAUAUGGACCUUGAUUCCAAAAAAGUUCUGGAAGGAUUACAGGUUGAUGGACGUUCUAGUCCAUGA
Mesocestoides corti is the source of this 1581-nucleotide messenger RNA. The record is from the annotation of a GenBank genome assembly. Lineage: Eukaryota; Metazoa; Platyhelminthes; Cestoda; Cyclophyllidea; Mesocestoididae.